UAUUUGUAGCAUGUAGAGUUCAAUAAAAAGUAGAGCCCUGUCUUUAUUAGACAUAUUAAAUAAUGUGAGAAAAUUUAAAAGAAAAAGUCACUGACUAUAAUACAUUAUACAGUAUACAGUAUAAGCUCCCUUAUAAAUUCCUUAUCAGUAACUCAAUAUAACCUCACAGUUCUUCUUCACUCUUUCACUCCUCACACUCUGUGUUCUUUCUUUUGUCGAAAUCUUGUUCAAAUUGUUGUUUCCUUUUGUAUCUUUUCUGCUGCUAGUUGAGGUGGAAACUAGAAUGGCAAAGAAGCCAAGAAUUGUGAUAAUUGGAGCUGGGAUGGCCGGUCUUACUGCAGCUAACAAGCUCUAUACUUCCACUGGCUCCGACCAUUUGUUUGAGCUUGUUGUUGUUGAAGGUGGUGAUAGAAUUGGUGGCAGAAUCAACACUUCGGAGUUUUGUGGUGACAGAAUUGAGAUGGGUGCUACUUGGAUCCAUGGUAUAGGAGGCAGCCCGGUACAUCAAAUUGCUCGGGAAAUCCAUGCACUUGAGUCUGAUAAGCCAUGGGAGUGUAUGGAUGGGUUCUCGGGUGAGCCAAAGACUAUUGCUGAAGGUGGGUUCGAGCUAAAUGCCUCCAUCGUUGACCCCAUAUCCACCCUUUUCAAAAACCUGAUGGAUUUCGCUCAAGGGAAGCUGACUGAAGACAGUGCAGGCAGCGGAGGAGAUGCUUGUUACUACAAUUUUGCAGCUAAAGCAGCCUUGAAAGAUUGUACGAGCAAUGGUGGCUUUGGUAACCAGAGUGUCGGUGCGUUUCUUAGACGAGGCCUUGGUGCUUACUGGGAUUCUUGCAAGGACCGUGGGGAGCUGAACGGAUAUGGUAAAUGGAGCAGAAAAUUGCUUGAAGAAGCCGUUUUUGCCAUGCAUGAAAACACCCAGAGAACUUAUACUUCUGCCGGUGAUCUGUUCAAUCUAGAUUACGAGGCAGAAAGCGAGUACCGUAUGUUUCCUGGUGAAGAAAUCACCAUUUCUAAAGGCUAUUUGAGCAUAAUUGAACAUCUUGCAUCUGUUCUUCCUCCUGGCGUAAUCCAAUUAGGCCGCAAAGUCACAAGAAUCGAAUGGCAACCUGAGGGUCAUAAAUCUAUACUAGUUCCAAACGGCUAUGAUUCCAGACCAGUGAAGAUUGAGUUUUGUGAUGGAUCUUUUAUGUUAGCAGAUCAUGUGAUAGUCACAGUUUCAUUAGGGGUCUUAAAAUCUGGAACUGGUCAAGAUUCAGGCAUGUUCAAUCCUCCCCUUCCUCCUUUCAAGACGGAGGCUAUAUCAAGACUUGGAUAUGGUGUUGUUAACAAGCUGUUCCUUCAAUGGAGUCCAAAUGGUAAUCGACCCGCCAAUGAUAAAGAGAAGUUCCCUUCCUUGCAAAUUGUUUUCCAUACCCCAGAAUCCGAGUUAAGGCAUGAAAAGAUCCCAGGGUGGAUGAGGAGGACAGCUUCACUGUCUCCUAUUUAUAACAAUUCAAGCGUCCUCCUAUCCUGGUUUGCAGGUAAAGAAGCACUUGAGCUUGAAACACUUAGCGAUGAAGAGAUUAUAAAUGGAGUUUCAGCAACAGUAUCUGGUUUAUUACCAGUAUCAAAACACAAGAAGGAAGACAAGUAUAAUUCCCCUGAAUUCUGCAAUGGGAAUGUGGAGAGCUGUGAUGACAAUGGAGUGAGAUUUGGUAAGGUUUUGAAGAGCAAAUGGGGCAGUGAUCCAUUAUUCUUGGGAUCUUACAGCUACGUGGCUGUUGGAUCAAGCGGUGCUGAUUUAGACACAAUGGCUGAACCCUUACCAAAGCUUGGGAGCACUGACUCAGACCACCAUCCGCUUCAAAUAUUGUUUGCUGGGGAGGCUACACACAGAACCCACUAUUCUACAACCCAUGGAGCUUAUUUCAGUGGUCUUAGGGAAGCCAAUAGGCUUCUCAAACAUUAUCGUUGUGUUGGGAUUUAGACUUAGCAAUUUAAUUUAUUUUUGAAAUACUCUAUUUUCCUAAAUCCUUCUCAUAUUCUAUCUAUAUAAAACCAUCUUUGUUUUCUCUUUCUUUAAAGUAAAGCGAAGAGUGAAUGAGAGCAAAAGAGAAAAGAGAAAAGAAAAAAAAGGGAGGGGGUUUAAUGGGAAGAUAUAGAUGGGGACAUUUUUAGAUGUAUGGCAUGAAUUAAAGAAGCUUCUUUCCAAUUUUCUA
Molecule: messenger RNA, 2198 nt
Organism: Gossypium raimondii (Peruvian cotton)
Lineage: Eukaryota; Viridiplantae; Streptophyta; Magnoliopsida; Malvales; Malvaceae
Product: probable polyamine oxidase 5
Exons: 1
Coding region: 284-1966 (560 amino acids)
Molecular function (GO): polyamine oxidase activity
Source: RefSeq, a predicted model, not a curated record